Messenger RNA from Momordica charantia (bitter melon), 2174 nucleotides. The record is from RefSeq and is a predicted model, not a curated record. Lineage: Eukaryota; Viridiplantae; Streptophyta; Magnoliopsida; Cucurbitales; Cucurbitaceae.
AAUGUAAUGCGAUGCGAUUUCUGAUUUUGCAAAGUAGCCCCUACACUUUCUAAAUUUACAGUUCUUGUCCGGGUUCUUGAAUUGUUCUUACGGAGAUCGGAGUUGCAGUCUGCCGAGUGGAUUCCGCCUCAGUCAGUCUCAGUUCGUAGGAGAAAUCUGGUUCUAAAUGAGAUCUCUCAAAGCUUCCUCCUCCAUCAAUGGCAACAGCAGGAGGCUGACGAUGCUUCACCUUGUUUGCGCUGCUUCACUCUUUUCUCUUUUCGUAUUCGUCAUUCAAUCCUCUUUCUUCUCAGGUCCCUCGUCUCUCACUUCCUUGCAUCUUCCUUUACCAUUUAUCUCCGAAGUCCGGAUUCUGUCGGAUUUCCAGUCCAGCGUUAAGCAAUGCGUGGCAAACAGGGGGCUUGGACUCACUGCACAUAUUAUUGACAACUGCAAACUGAUUCUCAAGUUCCCAGAAGGCACAAAUAGUACUUGGUAUAACGAGCAGUUCAAGAUUUAUGAGCCAUUGGAAUACAAUUAUGAUGUGUGUGAAGCAAUAUUAUUGUGGGAACAGUAUCGCAAUAUGACUACGGUCUUGACAAGAGAGUAUUUGGAUGCUCGGCCUGAUGGGUGGUUUGAUUAUGCUGCAAAGAGGAUAGCACAAUUGGGAGCAGAUAAAUGUUACAAUAGAUCUCUUUGUGAGGAACAUCUUCAUUUGAUCCUGCCGUCAAAGCCUCCUUUUCACCCCCGACAGUUUAAAACCUGUGCAGUUGUGGGAAACUCUGGAGAUCUUUUAAAGACAGAGUUUGGUGAAGAAAUUGACAGUCAUGAUGCCGUUAUACGUGAUAAUGAGGCACCUGUUAAUGAAAAAUAUGCCAAAUAUGUUGGUCUGAAGAGGGAUUUUCGUCUUGUUGUAAGAGGUGCUGCUCGCAAUAUGAUUGCAAUUCUAAAUGGGUCUGAUGAUGAGGUACUUGUUAUCAAGAGCGUGAUACAUAGAGACUUUAAUGCAAUGAUUAAGCUUAUUCCAAAUCCAGUUUAUCUCUUCCAAGGUAUUGUUCUACGUAGAGGUGCCAAGGGAACUGGAAUGAAAUCUAUUGAAUUAGCUCUCUCUAUGUGUGAUAUUGUGGACAUAUAUGGUUUCACCGUUGAUCCUGGCUACACUGAAUGGACAAGGUACUUCUCCACACCCAGGAAAGGCCAUAAUCCACUUCAAGGAAGGGCAUACUACCAGCUAUUAGAGUGCCUUGGCGUUAUAAGAAUACAUUCUCCAAUGAGAUCUAAGAGGAAGCAAGACUGGUCCGAUGUUCCAGAUCGAGAAAUGAUUAGGAGGGCUCACGCUGCAGCCUUGCGCUUGAAGAAGAGUCAGUCAGGUCAAGGGAGUGGCGAUUUGGGACAGUUUGGUAGCUGUAAAGUGUGGGGCAAUGUGGACCCUGGGAUCGAAGGUCCUGUCUCGGGAUCCCCCGAUAUGAGUGAUACCAGGAAACGCUCAAGUUAUAGUAAGUGGGAAGUUACACCUUUUAACAGUUUGAGAAAAGAAGCACAAGAUCAUUACCAGCAGAUGGAAGGGGUCUCCCUGUACAAAAUGGACGGCAAUAAGUUGGAUGAUCUUGUAUGUGUGAGGCAUUCUUUGGAUUCUGUCGCUUAAAUAACGUGCUCGGCUCGACAAUACCACAUACCUUUCACCUCCACUGCAUGUCUCAAUAGGCACUCUAUGCUCCAUUGUAUUAUGUAAUACUUCAAUAUCUCCACGCUUGUUAAAAGAAUGCCUUUCUUUAUUUCUGUCUAAUGACUGGGCACACGCAAUAGAGGCAUAACAGAAACUUCAGUUCUUUCCCAGAGAGCGAUCGAGACGAACGUGUGCCACUGACGAAAGAUGAUUCUUCCUACUUGGGAUUCCAUGCCUGGACGAGCUGGCGAAAUUACUAAUGCUUUGUUUGGCAAGAAAGAAAAGAAACCUGAGUCAGUUUAUUCUUUGGUUUUGUUUCUAAGAUAUGUUGUAAAGCAGCUUGUAUUUUAGCCUCUGAAAGAAAGUGUAUCAUUAAUUAUUCUUGCAAUUAUUUGUAAAGACUCUUAAGCUAAAUGGUUGAUUUACCCUUUUCUUAGUACAACCAACAGAUGUUGGGGUAUGGAGAUUUGAAUCUCCGACCCCAAGAAAAGGAAUAGAUGUUAUAUAAGUUGAUACUUUUGAUUGUGUA